UCCUAAACCAACUGAAUGCUAACACGUGUAUGUACGGAAGGAAAUUCUGUAGGUGGAAGAACGGAGGCAAAGCUCACACAGGGAGUAGCUGAGGACGCCCACACUCAAUCCCUUGAAGACCAAAUUGUCACGAAAGCGCUCCACUGCGUAACCGCCAAAAGGUUGAGAAAAAUCCUUUUUGAAGAAUCCGAGAUAUCCCUCCCAAACACAGUUGCGUGUAAAAUAACAAAGAAGCGUCCGAGCCAAGAAAUCAUCCUCCAUUUGUUUAUCUCUUGGCUUUUAAUCCAAUCACGCAUUUCUCUCUCUUUCUCUCUAUAUAUAUAUAUUAGGAUCUUUCUUUUCGGUCUAAAUCAAGCUCUCAAAGCUAGUUAUUACUGUGUCUCAAUUUCUCUCUACCGACAAGACACAUUCCUUCCAAAGAAUCACAGAUCCUUCUUCCAAAGGCUGCUUCUUGGUUAUGCCUAUCCGGCACUCGAGUGUUACAAAACUGUGGAGAAGAACAGGGUCGGGAUCGAAGAACUCCGAUUUUGGUGUCAAUAUUGGAUCAUUGUGGCUAUACUUACAGCUCUUGAGAGGGUGGUGGACGUAUUCAUGACAUGGUUCCCUUUAUACGGUGAAAUGAAGCUGGCACUUAUUAUCUACCUAUGGUAUCCAAGGACCAAGGGAACCGGUUAUGUAUACGAGACCCUGUUGCGGCCGUACGUAGCUAAGCAUGAAACAGACAUUGAUCAUAAGUUGCUGGAGUGGAGGGCAAGAAUGUGGGACUUGGCCAUUUUCUAUUGGCAAAACUGCUCGGAAUUAGGACAGUCGGCAUUCUUCCAAGUCAUGCAGUACUUCGCUGCUGGAAGGUUCAAUCCCACUAACAAUGAGAGGGCCCAGAAUAAUCGUUCGAGCACGCCCCAACCGCCCCCAAAUGGUGCAGCCAACAAGCAAGCCAGCCGGUCGGACAAAAACAAGUGGCCUCCGAGUCCGAGUGCCCCACCACUGUCCGGCAGCUUGUUCAACCGCAUCAUUGCCCAGCCAGCGAAAUUCGAAGCAGAGUACUUGCGCCCUGACGACGAGUACAGCCAGGAGCGCGGCCCAGCCGAUUUCCCGGAAAACAAUUCGAGCAAAAACUCGCACCAAGGUCACCUAAAUUUUAGGCGCUCUAAACCACAUUAUUGAGAAUUGUACAAAUACCUCUAUUCUUUUUGGAAAAUUUGGAAAUCUUAUUUCAUUCUUUUCUUCUUGUAAUAUAUAUUUUCCUGUCAUAAGCUUUAGACAUUCUCUCUGGGGGUUUGCCAUUGAAAAUGGUGUAAAAAAAAAAAAAAAAAAAGGUGUAAAAAAAAAAAAAAAACUCAAAUCACUUUCACACACAUACAAGUCAUGGGCAUCGGAAGGUUGCCGUGAAGGCGGACGAUUGCCGUCAAUGUGACCGACGCUAUCUUCUCGUCCGGAUUCGAAAGGCCUGGAGAAUCCGAUCGAAAAGCUCGGUCAUGGCAGGAACGAGAUGGCUUUGAAUAAAGGCGAGGCAGGCGGUGAGGCUUGUGGAGAGUCUGAGGCAGACGCGGCGGAGGAAGUGUGGGCCGGAGGAGCUUGGGGAGGAGGACAUAGGCUGGAGGUAGGCCCAUGCGGCCUGCUUCACGAGGCGGUUGCGGAUUGAUAUCUGGUACCCGGAGUUAGCGGCGGUGGGGGACGCGACGGUUGCGUCGGACGAGGAGGGAAGCAGGUCUUUCAAGGAGGUGUAGGCCAGAGAGGACUUGAGGGAGGAGACGAGCUCGAAGUCUAGAGAAGGUGCGGUGCCGUUUUGGAAGGGGAAGCUGUGGGAGCCUUGAAGCGGCUUGGUGGUGGUGUUUGGGAGAGAUAACUUUGCGGGGACCUCCACCGGAGUGGCGAUCGAGUUCCUGCGUCGCAGAGCCGAUGAUCGCUUCGGCGGCUGCUCUGGAUUUAGCUCGGCGGAAUGGUCCAUAGAGAAUUCCAGAAGGGGUAGAGAGAAAGACGGAUGGGUUCGAGUUCUCAGUAAAAAGAGAAUAGUUUGGCAGCGGCGGCUACCUCUUUAGCCUGUGCGACUAUCGUCUCCUAUCUUUUUAUCCGACAGUUGGGUGCGUGAAUGUGGAUCAUGUGUUCAGUGUUGUGUUGUCUGUGAUUUUCCGAAAUUCCCUUUCUGACUAUAACAUUUCCGAUAUUAUUCUUCUUGUUAUCCCAAAGUUUUAUUAAUAUUUAUACACGACGCUCGAUGCUAUUUCCCCUGUUAA
Molecule: messenger RNA, 2234 nt
Organism: Carya illinoinensis
Lineage: Eukaryota; Viridiplantae; Streptophyta; Magnoliopsida; Fagales; Juglandaceae
Product: putative HVA22-like protein g
Exons: 6
Coding region: 16-1164 (382 amino acids)
Source: RefSeq, a predicted model, not a curated record